Triplophysa rosa is the source of this 3785-nucleotide messenger RNA. It is a transcript of the gene usp38, whose product is annotated as ubiquitin specific peptidase 38. Lineage: Eukaryota; Metazoa; Chordata; Actinopteri; Cypriniformes; Nemacheilidae. The transcript has 11 exons. The record is from RefSeq and is a predicted model, not a curated record. Gene Ontology annotation, cellular component: nucleus; cytosol. Gene Ontology annotation, molecular function: cysteine-type deubiquitinase activity; cysteine-type endopeptidase activity. The coding region runs from base 208 to 3225 and encodes 1005 amino acids. Gene Ontology annotation, biological process: ubiquitin-dependent protein catabolic process; protein deubiquitination.
CCUGACAGCGUCGACGCGCGUUCAGAUGACGUAUGUGAGUUUCAACAGCUGAUUGAAAGAGGUCGCAGUUUAUCAAACAACUCACAACAUAAACCUGCAAAAAAAUCCUUUUGGUGUUUAUUGUGACUUCUACACUGAAACAUUUACGUAAUGACUUAGUCUGUAAUAUCUUACCUCGCAUUUUCUGUGGCGCCACACUGUCCAACCAUGGAUAAGAUUUUGGAGGCACUGGUCAGCUCCUCCCACCCCGUGUCAGUCAAACGUGCUAUUGUGAAAAAAGUAAUGGAGGCUGCAGAAAAAGAGGUGACAGAGGAGCAAUGCCAGGCCUUGUACCAUCUCACUACCCGUCUUAUUCUCGUGGGCGAGGAUUCUUUUCAGCAACAGGUCGGUCUCCAAGUGCAGGAGGCCUAUGCACGCUACCACCGUGAUGAGUUUGCAAGCUUCUUCAGCAAGGAGUAUGUGAUUGGUCUCCUUCAGCAAGGUUACGGCUCUUUGGACCGCCGAGACCCGGCCAUCCUGGAUUAUCUUCACAGCUCCCUGAGGCUGCUCAUCAGUUGCCCGGCCGUGUUAGAGUUGGCACCACUGCUACAGACGGAAGUCCUGCGGAUCAUAUGUGAACGGCCAGAGCCAGCAACCUGUGCCAAGCUAGCCAUCAUACUGACGGACUUCCCCCAGUGCAUUCCACGAGAGAAGUCAGGAGUUCUCUUCUGUCAGCAGCUUGUACGCACUUUUGUGUAUUUCCACUGUUCUGCCUCUGAAGAGCGGGAGUUGCGGGAGUAUGUGACCCAGGUGACCAGGGUGAGCACGCUACUUCAGGGCAUCUGGAAGGUGGAGACGGCCACACUGCUGCCCUCGCUUCAAGAAGUGUUUGCAAUCAUCUCCUCUACAGACCCUUCAUUUGAACCCUCAAUUGCCCUGGCAAGCCUGGUCCAGCACAUCCCUCUGCAAAUGAUUACAGUCCUCAUCAAAAGCCUGACUACUGACCAGAAUGUCAAAGAUGUCAGUAUGACACAAGCACUCUGCAGGAUGAUUGACUGGUUGUCCUGGCCUUUGGCCCAUCAUGUGGACACCUGGGUCAUUGCUUUAUUGAAGGGACUUGCUGCUGUUCAAAAGUUUACCAUUCUCAUAGAUGUCACACUGCUUAAAAUUGAACAGGUCUUUAAUCGUCUCUGGUACCCCAUUGUGAGACAGGGAGCGCUGGUGGUUCUGUCACACAUGCUGCUUAGUUUCCAGCACUCUCCUGAAGCCUUCCACUUAGUAGUACCCCACGUAGUGCCAUUGGUGCAAUCUUUGAAGAAUGAUGGCCUUCCCAACAGCAAAACCUUUCUGCUGCAGUUCGCAGAACUCAUCCACUGCAUGAUGUACCAAUAUUCUGGCUUCCCAGACCUCUAUGACAGCAUUCUUGAAUCCAUUAAAGACCUGCCUAAACCCAAUGAAGAGAAGAUUACAUUUGUUCUGAACCAAAGCGCCUGGACCUCACAGUCCAACUCAUUUGCCUCAGGCUUGCUCAAGCUCACAGGCAAAUCAGAAACGGGGAAGACGGGACUUGUGAAUCUGGGCAACACAUGCUACAUGAACAGCAUCAUCCAGAUUUUAUUCAUGGCUACGGAUUUCAGACGACAUGUUUUGUCACUGCAUCUGAAUGGCUCCAACACCCUUAUGAAGAAGCUCCAGCUUCUUUUUGCUUUCUUAGCCCACACACAGAGAGCAGCAUAUUCACCAAGAAAUUUUUUGGAGGCAUCUCGACCGCCCUGGUUUACAGCUGGAUCCCAGCAAGACUGCUCAGAGUAUUUACGUUUUCUGUUGGACAGGUUGCAUGAGGAGGAGAAGACCCUCUCUGACCUUCAGGUGAUCAGUCCAAAACCUGAACCUGCUUCCCCAUCUGCUGAAACCGUUCACAGUGCUGCAGGUCAGCCGGUUGCUGACGUGCCAUCAAGCUCUGAUCCCAUGGUUGCCAAAGAAGGACGUACUCUCGUGGAGCGCAUGUUUGGUGGAAGACUGUCAACAGCCAUCCGGUGCCUGAAGUGCCACAGCCUGUCAGAAAAAGAGGAGCCGUUUACAGAUCUCUGCCUCGCCUUCUGCCCCUCCAUGUCCCAACCACAGGGCCCCACUGAUGAGUACAAAAGCUCCUCCAACGUGGGGCCCUGCCAAGGGGCAAUGAAUGGGGGCAGUGAAAGCUCAGAGAGUUCUGUAAAAGAAGCAGGAACCAGGACGGAUAGGCCUGUGGCAGAGCCCACUUUGUCUGUGCCAGAUUUAGUAGACUAUUUCCUGGCACCAGAAAUCCUAGAAAAUGACAACUGCUACUUUUGCGAACACUGCGGCUCGCUCCAGAGGGCCGAGAAGGUCAUGCGGGUGGUGGCAGCGCCCGAGUACCUCAUACUGACUCUGCUACGCUUUUCUUAUGAUGCCACGUGCCACGUACGUCGCAAGAUUAUGGACAACGUAGGCAUCCCGCUGCGCAUGUGCCUGCCUCUGUGCCAACAUGCCAGCGCUGCUUCCUCAGAUGCAGCUUCACCAUCCGAGUCACCCGACAGUGGUGAGAAUCUAGCUAAGAAACUCAAGCCUUCUCAGAAAGAAGAGGGUGUGACGGACAGCAGGACGAAAAUCGAGAGAGCCGAAAGCGGUUUGGAAACGCUUCCAGUGCCGUAUGUUUUAAGUUCAGUUGUAAUGCAUUCUGGUAUGUCUUCUGAGAGCGGUCACUACUACUCGUAUGGAAGGAAUGUGAGUAGUACCGAUGGGUAUGUAGCUCACCCAUGUCCUAAAAAUCUGGAAGGUUCCAGCCUAUCACAAGAAGAAAUGGGGUGUGCCGACCACAAGCCCAUCGACUGGUUCUUGUUUAAUGACAGCCGAGUGACUUUUACAAACUUUCAGUCUUUGCAGAAUGUCACAAGUCGCUUCCCUAAAGACACAGCCUAUGUUCUGAUCUAUAGAAAACAAGAAGUUAAUGGACAAGAAAGCAAUGGAGGGGCAGUAGUUAAUGGCUCGAGACUGAAUGGAGAGCCACCCCUACAGAAAGAUCUGAUGGAUGCUAUUACCAAAGACAAUAAACUCUUCUUACAGGAGCAGGAACUGAAUGCCAGAGCCCGGGCUCUCCAAGCGACUUCGGCCUGCUCAUUUCGGCCCAAUGGUUCUGAUGACAAUGAUCCCCCUGGCAGCUGUGGACCCUCAGGUGGAGGUGGAGGUGGAGGAGGAGGCUUCAAUACCAUCAGCAGACUCGUCUUCUAAGAAAGCAUCAACACUGGACAGUCUCACCGACAACAUCAGACUCAAUUUUGUGUCCUAAUUACACUAAUCUGGUGCCACUUCAGAUCAGAUUUGUCUUUUUUUGUGGUUUGCAUGCAUUUUUUGCUUUUCUUUAAAGUUUAAUGAAUCCAGUACUACAGGUCAAAAAUAGGCAUGCAAUAAAUUUGUACAGAAUACAGUCAUUUUGGUCUCAACCUAAGAACUUUUGUUCCUUUUUUAAACAACACCUCAUGAGGCAGAGAAUAAUUGUAAAAAUUUAAUAUUUUUGGAUCAAACAAUAAACUAUGUGCAUUAUUUUUUAACCGGAAGUUCUUUAACUUCUGGUUUUGGUAUUAUAGUUGUAGUUGUAGCGAUUAUUUAAUUGCACUUAAGUUGUUGUAUUCAGGGGAAAUGUUUUUACAUUUUUAGCUGAUUUUAUGUGCCUUUCAAUUAAGAUUUCACCGAAUUAUUUGACUGGAUAGAAAAGAACCUUGCUCUUGCUGUACAGUGUCAAUAUGUAAUGAUUGUUUUUGCUCUUUAGUAAAGAAGACUCCUUAAUGAAU